UCCUUCUUGUGUAGUGUUGUGCAAAAAAUGACUGACAACGUGCCCGUCGCCGAGCUAAAAAAACUGGAUUUGAACCAGCAAAAGGCAUGAAUUUGUAACAUUUUUAAGUAAAUUUCACCUAACGAACUAUUGUGCUGGAGAAUGCGCCUAUCGGCGUUGGUGGCCGGCCUCAAUCGGACUAUUAAUUUGCGUUUGAAUUUGUGCAGUAGUAGCUUGCUAGUGCAACAGUACCAACAACAACAGCAGCAGCAACUGCUGCGGCAUCCGACUCAGCCGCCUCGGAGCCAAUUUGCGACACUGGCAAGUAAGAUGAAGAAAGAGAAGCAGAAGAAUCAACAGGAAAAGGGAAGCGGCGGUUCAUCUACAGCUCCAGCAGAGAAGCCUGCUCCCGAAUUCAUCGAUCAUCGUAUCAAAUUGUACGAUGAACUAAAGGUGCAGUAUUUGGACGAGCUUUCCAAGAAGCCAAAAAAUCCAAUCAAGGUAACCCUUCCGGAUGGUAAAGAGAUCGAAGCGACAAGCUGGGAAUCGACCCCGUACGAUGUGGCUAAGGGUAUCAGCCAGGGACUGGCCGAUAAUACGGUCAUCGCUCGCGUGAACAACGAGCUGUGGGAUUUGGACCGUCCCCUGGAGGUUGACUGCAAGCUACAGCUGCUGAAGUUUGACGAUCCGGAUGCGCAGGCCGUGUUCUGGCACAGUUCGGCGCAUAUUCUCGGCGAAGCGAUGGAGAAGCGUUACGCCGGUCACCUUUGCUAUGGUCCACCAAUAGAGAAUGGAUUCUACUACGAUAUGUUCUUGGAUGGAAGUGGAAUCUCCAACCAAGACUACGGUGCCCUGGAGAGCGAGGUCAAGAAAAUUGUCAAGGAAAAGCAACCCUUCGAACGGUUGGAAAUGAAGAAGUCUGACUUGUUGAAAAUGUUCGAGUACAACGAGUUUAAGUGUCGUAUUCUGAACGAGAAGGUUACAACCGAAACCACAACCGUCUACCGAUGUGGUCCGCUGAUCGAUUUGUGUCGUGGACCUCACAUCCGGCAUACCGGCAAGGUGAAGGCAUUGAAGGUUGUUAAAAACUCUUCGACCUACUGGGAAGGUAAGGCUGACGCCGAAUCUUUACAACGUGUUUACGGCAUUUCCUUUCCCGAGCCCAAACAGCUGAAAGAAUGGGAAAAGAUUCAGGAGGAAGCCGCCAAGCGUGAUCAUAGAAAGUUGGGCAAGGAACAGGAACUGUUCUUCUUCCACGAACUCUCUCCGGGUUCGUGCUUCUUCCAACCGAAAGGAGCCCAUAUCUACAACUCGCUGAUGAAUUUCAUUCGUACCGAAUAUCGCAAACGUGGAUUCCAGGAGGUGAUCACUCCUAACAUCUACAACUCUAAGCUGUGGCAGACUUCCGGUCAUUGGCAGCACUAUGCAGAGAAUAUGUUCUCUUUUGAGAGUGAAAAGGAAACAUUUGCUCUGAAGCCUAUGAAUUGCCCGGGUCAUUGUCUGAUAUUCGAUCACCGUAACAGAUCCUGGCGCGAGUUGCCUCUGCGAAUGGCUGAUUUCGGUGUUCUGCAUCGUAACGAACUGUCUGGAGCCCUGACCGGACUGACACGUGUGCGUCGAUUCCAGCAAGAUGAUGCCCAUAUCUUCUGUAUGCCCGAGCAGAUCGGACAGGAAAUCACCGGAUGUCUUGAAUUCCUAGCACAUGUGUACGGAAUUUUCGGUUUCACCUUCAACCUGGUUCUGUCCACUCGCCCUGAGAAGUACCUUGGUGACGUCGAAGUAUGGAACGAAGCCGAAAAGGCUCUGGCCGAAUCUCUGGACAAGUUUGGUCAACCAUGGAAAGAGAACCCCGGAGAUGGUGCUUUCUACGGCCCGAAGAUCGAUAUCACAAUUAUGGAUGCCCUGAAGCGUAAUCACCAGUGCGCUACAAUUCAGCUUGACUUCCAGUUACCCAUCCGAUUCAACCUAAACUACAUUGACGAUAACGGCGAGAAGAAGCGUCCGGUUAUUAUCCAUCGGGCUAUCCUUGGUUCGGUUGAACGUAUGAUCGCCAUCUUGACUGAGAGCUACGCCGGAAAGUGGCCCUUCUGGCUGUCGCCGAGACAGGUUAUGGUGGUUCCCGUUGGACCGCAGUACGACGAGUAUGCCGACAAGGUUCGUCUACGCUUGCACGAUGCUGGUUUCAUGGCCGAUGCCGAUCUGGACGCCGGUGAUACCAUGAACAAGAAGAUCCGAAACGCACAGUUGGCGCAGUACAACUUUAUUUUGGUUGUCGGCGAAAAGGAACGUAGCUCGGAGACGGUCAACGUGCGCACUCGUGAUAAUAAGGUUCACGGUGAAGUGUCGGUCGCUGAUCUAGUUUCAAAACUGCGCAGGCUAGCAGAUGAGUUCACCUUAGGUGAAGAUCAGUUCUAAGCUAUCUACUGGUUCCGGAAUGCAACGGUUCAGAUUAUUCAGACUUUUCUGAUGCAUUUAGGUGCCGAUGAUUCGAGCUCUUGGAAUAUUAUCCAGUUCUAAUAAUUUAUAAUUUCAUAGUUGCUUCAAGCAGAAUACGUUUUCGUCUGAAAUAAAAUAUGCAGGAAUAAAA
Messenger RNA from Ochlerotatus camptorhynchus, 2566 nucleotides. RefSeq names its product threonine--tRNA ligase (gene ThrRS). Gene Ontology annotation, biological process: threonyl-tRNA aminoacylation. Gene Ontology annotation, molecular function: threonine-tRNA ligase activity; ATP binding. Gene Ontology annotation, cellular component: cytoplasm. The coding region runs from base 142 to 2394 and encodes 750 amino acids. Lineage: Eukaryota; Metazoa; Arthropoda; Insecta; Diptera; Culicidae. The transcript has 6 exons. The record is from RefSeq and is a predicted model, not a curated record.